AGAUCUUAUAUUAUUUACUAUGUAAAUACCAUUGGCCAAUGCUUUUGUUUACCUUCAUAUUCAUCAACGGGUUUAUUGCUGUCUGUUAUUCCUCCCAUGUACCGGCAGCGCUGAAAUAUAUUUUUUCAGUCUAGAAUGAAGACCGUCACGUACAUAAUUUAGCAAACCAAAAAACGGUUUGCGACUUCGGUUCAUUUGCGACACUUUAAUUUCGUGAUUUGGACGCUGGAUGCUUUUGCUAGCUGUUGUACCAUUGUCUUCCAGCAAAACUCGUCAGAUGUGCAUGGUGUACAUACCAUUGGAUAGAAAACCGGUUCAGUGUCCGUACUGCAAGGAAAUCAAGUGACAUGUCUCUGUUAUUUCGCAGUGCUUCUCUGGUUCUCUUGUGGAUCUUGAUUUCCCGGGUUAAACUUUCUUUCGGAUACUUUAACCUGACUAUAUUACACACCAAUGAUUGUUCAGAUCGAAUUGAAGAAUUCAGUGGUUCGGGCAGUACAUGCACCCCAGAGAUCAGGGCGGACGACGGAUGCUUUGGAGGGGUAGCUAGAAGAUCUACGGUACUGAAAGACAUUCGUGAGGGGGGCACCGGUAAUGAAAGCAUCAUUUUAGUGGAUACGGGGGACCAGUUCCAAGGCACGGACUGGUUUUACGUGUACAAGGGAAACAGCACCGCACAUUUUAUGAGCUUAUUAGAAUACGAUGUCAUGGGCUUGUCAAAAAAUGAAUUUCUCAGGGGUGUUCCGGGACUGAUACCGUUUUUAAAUCUAAUCGAUUUUCCCGCCGUAAGCUCUAAUAUUGAUACGUCCAACGAGCCAGCCUUGCAGUCGCUUCUUAGCCGGAGUCGUGUGAUCACUGUAGGGGGUGAGAAAGUGGGAGUGGUAGGAGUAACCAAGCCAGAUACGCCCCAGUUGACACCGACAGGGAACCUCACAUUCCUCCCUGUCAUCGAAUCCGUCCAGGCAGCCGUUGACAAUCUCGUAGACGAUCAGGGCGUCAAUAAGAUCAUCGCACUCAGUGACUCAAGCUUUGAUAUUGAUCAGGAGAUCGCGAGGUCCGUUCGGGGAGUCGACAUUGUCGUCGGCGGCCAUUUCAAUACUUUUCUUUACACAGGUGACCCACCUUACGACGACAACGCCAAGAAAGGCGACUACCCUUUGGUCAUCAACCCGUCUUACAAUGACAGUCUUGAGGUCCUCCUCGUUACCGCCUACCGUUUGGGCAAGUACCUGGGUUAUCUCGAAGUCACGUUCGACGAUGAUGGUGUUGUGACGUCAUAUGCGGGGAAUCCCAUUGUCCUGGAUAAAAACAUAGAGGAAGAUCCUUUGGUGUUAGAACAAGUGGAAACCUACAAAGUCCUAGUGGAUGAAAUCUCAACCACAGUAGUCGGGUCAUCAGAUGUGGAGUUAAGUGGACGCGUCAGUGUGUGCGGUGUCGGUGAAUGCAAUCUGGGGGACAUGCUUUCGGACUCAAUGAGGCUCUUUCACGGGACUGAAAAUGAGGUUCACAUCGCCAUAACCUCCGCCGGGAGUUUUGCUUCAUCGAUAGAACAGGGCAACAUCACUAUCAGUGAUCUGACGCGUACCCUACCGUACGGUGACACAAUUGACAUUCUCUCUCUCACUGGUCGAUCUAUCAUGGACAUUCUGGAACGAUCUGUUGAAGAUUUUGAAAAAUCAACUCCAACUACUGCCUUCCUUCAGCUAUCAGGACUGAAGGUCGAAUUCAACCUUGAUCGUGGAAACGGCGAGCGAGUUGAGAGUGUCGAAUUACUUUGUGACUCUUGUGAUGGAGGAUACACUGACAUCGACGUCGAUGGCGUCUACCUUGUCGCCAUGAAUAGCUACAUUGCAGGGGGUCAAGAGGGAUACACGAUCAUCCUUGAGAGAACUAUCAGUCGGGAGACAGGUAACCUGGACGUAGACGUAGCCGCGGAUUUCUUGAGAGAGAAUUCUCCUUUCAAAAGCAGCCUUCCUCGUAUCGUUUUCAGUGGAUCGAGCAUGCUCAAAGCCCCAAUCCCUUGGGUUUUGUUUCUCCUUUCUUUAUGUAGCUUGAUUGCUUAAUUAAGAUUUUUACGAACAUUGACUGCUUAAUAUCAAAACGAUGUUUCUAUCAAUAUGUUUUUUACAAAAUAUUUACAGUUUUUAGUACAAUCAUCGUCAUAUCGUCAUCAUCAUCAUCAUCAUUGUUAUUAUUGUUAUCAUCAUCAUCAUUAUUCGCUUUUUAAAAGCAAUUAUUUAAGGUGAGAGUAGUUGCAGCAAAUUAUUUCAUGAGAAAGUCUUUAAAAUUAAGGUUAAUCGUCACCGUAUUAUCAUUGAUCUAGUUCUGGUACAUUCAAAUAAAUUUAUCUUAUUUUUGUGAAAACAUAAAAUCUUACGUAAUAACAGAUAACUCUGAUGAUUAACUAACACAAAAAUACAUAUGUGGGACAGUGUAGUAAUAUUGUUUGGAAAAAUGCCCGACAUUUUAUGGAAUUUCUUGCUUACUUUGCUCAUUUAUCAGCACUUACACAUUUUUUUUUCCCAGAGUCACUUGGCACUUAUUUUGUGUUUGCACAUAAACAAACACUUA
Molecule: messenger RNA, 2568 nt
Organism: Lytechinus variegatus (green sea urchin)
Lineage: Eukaryota; Metazoa; Echinodermata; Echinoidea; Temnopleuroida; Toxopneustidae
Product: snake venom 5'-nucleotidase-like
Exons: 8
Coding region: 348-2060 (570 amino acids)
Biological process (GO): AMP catabolic process
Cellular component (GO): plasma membrane
Molecular function (GO): 5'-nucleotidase activity
Source: RefSeq, a predicted model, not a curated record